ACACACAAGUUAACAGUAGAAGACUCCAACUGAAGUUAAACCUACAAACAGCUGAUUAUAAACACAAUACAAGCGGAUAAAAAGAAUUAAAACACGGAUAAAAAAUGGCUUCCUGCCUCGUCCCAGACUUCCCGGCCGUUUUGGCGGCUCUGGAGCAUUUAAAGGAGCUGGACAAGCAGCUGAAAGAGGAGAGGGUCUCCUUCUCACCUGAAGCCAGCCUCCACCUGACGGAGAUCACAGCUGCUGUCACUGAGCUGGAGGCGGACAGACGAGCCGCUCACGAACAUUUAGAAGUGGAAACCAUAGAAAACAGCAAGCUGAGACACCAGAUUAACAAUCUAAGAGAGAGAAUGAGCCAGGAGAUCAUGGCUGACGUAGCAGCAGCCCGGGCGUCUAACGCAGAGGAGAUAGAGGAGCUCCACAAAGACCUCCACACGGUGUCCCAGCUGCAGGAGGCCACUGUGAGGAGGCAGGAGGUCCUCCAGAGCCAGAACGAAGAACUGUGUCCACAAAGAGAGCAGGUGAAGGCCGAGCACGAGGAGAUCAUCGCUGCUCAGAACGAGCAGAUCACCGUGAAGUACGGCUUGCAGAUGCAGCUGGACCGGACCAGGGACCAGAUCGAGGAGCUGGAGUCGUGCAUCGCUGCUGUCGGACAGGAGACAAUAACGCUGCAGCAGAAGAUGGUGGUGGAGAGAGAAGCUGUCGCCGUGAAGAAAGAAAACCUGACUAGAGAGGUGGACCAGGUGGAGGAGAAGAUCAAGCAGGAAAAGCAAACGAUCAGGAGCAGCAGAAGAGAGUUGAACCUACUUAAUGAUAAGAAACAAGAAGCUCAGGACCGUCUGAGCGAGCUCAUGUUUGACGUGGCAAACCUGGAAGGAAACGCACGAAGAAUGGCAGAAUCUCGGAGUCUGUGUGAGAAACAUCUGCAGGCGGAGACCCAGAAGCAUCAAGAGCUGAAGCUACAGAGAGAAACCUUAAAGAAGGAGCUGCUCGAGUUAGGAGAAGCCUUUAAAGAAACCGUCAAGUGUCUAAAAGAGGAAAUUGGCACGGUCGAAAGUAGAAUAAAACAGGGCAGAACGUCGAGAUUGCAGUGCCAGAACUCCCUGGCUCAGAUCUACGAGGUGUUCAAGCAUCAGCGCGAGGAGGAGAACGAGGUAAAGGUGGAGUAUUUCUACGUCUCGCAGCAGCUGGAGCGCUCCAAGCUGCAGCUGGAGGAGCGCAUCGCCUCCAUCGUCAAACACGGCAAGCAGAUCAAAGAGAUGGACAAGCAGAUCGCAGAACUCCGAGAAGUCGACACCAUCACCAAGAGAGUGUUUGAGAGGAACCAGGAGGAGCUGAGCGACAACAUGGACACGGAGAAGAAGAACAUCAGCCAGUUGGAGGAGGAGAAGAGCCGGCUGACGUGGCUCCUGGAGGAGGAGACGAGGAAGCAGGAGGAGCAUGUGGAGAAGAUGACGUCUGAGAUCAGCAGCACCAGGAGGAGAUACCAGGAGCUCCGAGAGGAGGAGGCCGCAUUGCAAAAGCGUCAGCCCAAGAGCGUAGAUGCUAACUUGCUAAUAAGUCACACGGCUCAAUGUGAGGAGGAGUUCAGACAAAAAGAAACCAAACGGAAGGAGGAGAUAGAGAAGUGCACCCUGGAGACGGAGAGCAUCAUGAGGAGCAACGAGGAGAAGCAGAGGGAGGUGGAGGAGGAGGAGGAGAUGCUGAAGGAGGUGGAAGCAAAGUGGAAUGAAGAGCAAACAAGGAACAAGACGCUUAAAGCUCUAACCUCCGAUUUGAGGAGGAAGAGGAGCGAUUUGGAGCGGUCGAUCGAAGUGAUGAAAGAGGAAACCGUCUGUCUUCUUCAGCCCAAAGACGAGAUGAAAGAGGAGUUGGAGGAGAUGAGAAAAAGCUACAUGGAGGUUCUGGACAAACAGGCGUCAGAGCUGAGAGCCGUGGAGGUGAACGUCUAUGAUAAUAGCGUGAAACUGGAGCAGGUCGGCGUGGAGAACAGCCGGCUGCGUCUCCGGAUCACUCAGAUGAAGGAGGAGGUUCGAGGAGCCGGAGAGGACCGAGACAGAUACCGGCAGGAGGUCCAGCAGUUCAAACAGGACAUACAGGACUUGGUGCAGGGCUUACAGGACGCCUGGAGGGAGGAUUCACUGGUGAGUCAGGACGGUCAGAGCAGAGACGGGGUCCUGUUGGUGUCCAUGGGGGACAUGUUGGACCAGCUGAAGACCAGGAGACAGCAGCUGGGGAGGGUCUGCUCGCUGCUGCACCAACACAUGUUGAACUUCAGCAGACGACUCGGAGAUAAAAGCAUCGAGUCGACAUGAGAGGCUGUAAUUCUGUGUCACAGAGAGAUAAAUGUCUGCUGACCUGUAGUGUUUGUGUGAAUCAAGGUUAUUCUAGUUAAUGAAAACUACCGGAAAAAAAAACAAUAACUAACUGAAACUGUAUUUUGUGGUUACAAAACGAACUAAAACUAUAGUAAAAAUGUCCUUCGUUUUCGUGUUUGUCAACUUUUUUCAUCCGUAAAUCUUUUUGGUUGAUAUGAAAUCUAUUUCAUCUAUCUGGUUUUAUGACUUAAUAAACUUAUUGGGGCUGAGAUGGAUCAGACAAAGGAAAUAAAGGAAACAGUUAUUGUGACUUUUUUUAAACUGGCACCAUUACAAAAAAACUACAUUUAUUUUUAUA
This is a messenger RNA of Centropristis striata (black sea bass), 2676 nucleotides long. RefSeq names its product coiled-coil domain containing 175 (gene ccdc175). Lineage: Eukaryota; Metazoa; Chordata; Actinopteri; Perciformes; Serranidae. The transcript has a single exon. Bases 105 to 2315 code for a protein of 736 amino acids. The record is from RefSeq and is a predicted model, not a curated record.